AUGAUCGCCCAGGCUAGAUCCAGUCUCACCUUCGUUCAACUGGCCGGGCUGCUUGCAAGUACAGCGACACUCCUUUCAGUCUCCAAUGCCGACACGGGAAUUAGAUUUGGUCAUGACAUUGCUCGUAUCAGCUCUGAAUUCAAUUCUGUGUUCCCUGCCGGAAAUUUCAACCGCAACGUCUCAACUACGUUCUGGCAAACAUCUGUCCUUGUCAACAAUUCCAAUGUUCAAUCCGAUCUGAACCGAAUUCUUAAUGUCUCAUUUAUAGCUUAUGAUGACUCUUUCUACCAGUUGCUUGGCGUAGCUGGUUACGAAUCGCCAAAACAGCUAGAAAUAAUUUUCAAGUUUCCCCCAAAGCCGGCCUUCGCGACACGCCAGGUCCAUGAUGGAACGGUAUACGCACCAGAGGCAAAGGCCAUAUUUUUCGCAGAGCUGCAUGUUCCAAGCCCUGGUUACUCUGCAGAUGCAAUGCCAUGGGUCUGGCGUAUCGACUUGUCCAACCAGUCCAACCCACAAACUACUAAAGUUUACCCUUCCCCGCAACUCACAAUUCCUAACGGUGCGUACUACCACAAUGGAAGUGUUUUUUGGGCUCAGGAGGGCAAUUAUACCAACCCGGGGGGAGUGGUCAGAAUGGAUCCGAUCACCUUAAAAACACAAGUUGUGCAAAACAACUUUUAUGGUCAUCGUUUCAACUCGCCUAACGAUAUUGUCAUUACGAAAACGGGUGCAACAUACUUUACUGAUGGUUACUACGGCACCGACAACUUCAAUGACAGCCUGCCCGCGCUCCUCGCCAAUGGUAUCUGGCGCUGGGACCAGAAAACUGGCAACAUCCGCCAGGUCGCCGGCGCCGCUGAGCAGGCGUUCUUCAACCCCAACGGCCUCGCCCUCAGCGCCACAGAGGACAAGCUGUACAUCACCAACCGUGGGAAGACCAGUGAUGAUCCAGCUGGCGGGCGGACUAUCUAUAGGUACGAUGUGACGACGGCUGGGAUCAAAAAUCGCGAGGUUUUCGCGUACGUCGACGCGGGGUUUCCAGACGGUGUCAAGACCGACCGUGAUGGGCGGGUCUACGGUGCAGUCACUGGCGGUGUCGAUGUCUUCAAUGUGGAUGGUAUUUUGAUUGGCAGGAUCAAGGUCGCAAAUGGGGAUACUGCUGUAAACAUGGUGUUUGUUGGGAAUUGGCUAUACAUUGUUGGACGAGACAAUGCGUACCGAGUAAAGCUUAACACCACAGCCGUGUAG
This is a messenger RNA of Venustampulla echinocandica, 1248 nucleotides long. RefSeq lists its product as uncharacterized. The record is from RefSeq and is a predicted model, not a curated record. The coding region runs from base 1 to 1248 and encodes 415 amino acids. NCBI's taxonomy places the organism in Eukaryota, Fungi, Ascomycota, Leotiomycetes, Helotiales, Pleuroascaceae. The transcript is spliced from 2 exons.